Molecule: messenger RNA, 795 nt
Organism: Penicillium cataractarum
Lineage: Eukaryota; Fungi; Ascomycota; Eurotiomycetes; Eurotiales; Aspergillaceae
Product: H(+)-transporting V1 sector ATPase subunit D
Exons: 8
Coding region: 1-795 (264 amino acids)
Biological process (GO): vacuolar acidification
Cellular component (GO): vacuolar proton-transporting V-type ATPase complex; fungal-type vacuole membrane
Molecular function (GO): proton-transporting ATPase activity, rotational mechanism
Source: RefSeq, a predicted model, not a curated record
AUGUCGGGUGCAGUAGGCCGAGAGCCAGUCUUCCCGACUCGCCAGUCGCUGGGGUUGAUGAAGAGCAAGCUGAAGGGGGCAGAGACGGGCCACAGCUUGCUUAAGCGCAAGAGUGAAGCUUUGACAAAGCGUUUCCGAGAAAUUACAAGACGUAUCGAUGAGGCCAAACGAAAGAUGGGCCGGGUGAUGCAGAUUGCCGCCUUCUCGCUUGCCGAAGUCAGCUAUGCCGUCGGUGGAGAUAUUGGAUACCAGGUUCAGGAGUCGGCCAAGCAGGCUCGAUUCCGGGUCCGAGCCAAGCAAGAGAACGUCUCCGGAGUGUUCCUACCACAAUUCGAGAGCUACACUCAGGAGGGUGUCAAUGACUUUGCCUUGACUGGUCUCGGCAAAGGAGGACAGCAAAUCCAGCGAUGCCGAGAGACAUAUGCGCGGGCCGUGGAGACGUUGGUGGAGCUGGCCAGUCUACAGACUGCAUUCUUGAUUCUUGAUGAGGUUAUCAAGGUUGUCAACCGAAGAGUAAACGCGAUCGAGCACGUCAUCAUCCCUCGUACCGAAAACACCAUCAAAUACAUCAACUCCGAGCUUGACGAACUCGAUCGAGAGGAGUUCUACCGCCUCAAGAAGGUCUCCGGCAAGAAGCAGCGAGACAACGCUGCCGCUGAUGCCGAAAUUCUCGCAGCACGGAAAAAGGCAGAGGCAGAAGAAGCAGCGGGUGCCGUUGCUGCUGCGGAGCCCGAGGCUGCUCCCGAAGCUGCCGAUGUCCUAGGCGAGCAGGAGGAUAACGAUGUCAUUUUCUAG